This is a messenger RNA of Sungouiella intermedia, 900 nucleotides long. NCBI's taxonomy places the organism in Eukaryota, Fungi, Ascomycota, Pichiomycetes, Serinales, Metschnikowiaceae. The record is from the annotation of a GenBank genome assembly.
AUGAAGGUCGAAAUUGUCGUCCGAUUCACGGACUCGGACUCCUCUAGCACCCAAUUCAGUGACCUCAAGAUUCCCUUGACCAUCAACUUCGAUCGGGAUGACGUCAACAAGCUUGUCAACACCUCAUGGUUUAGACUGAUGAUUCGAAGCAAAUCUCCAGGUACGGAACGCAGGCGUCUCCGGUUGAUCUACAGUGGAAGAGUGCUAAACGAUCAGACAAACUUCAAAGCCGACAUAUUCGAUCCCAAGUUGCGUCAGAUGCGUGAACUGGGCGAGUCGAUGGAUGAACUCCAGUUGUAUGUACAUUGCCUUGUGGGAGACCAGCUAACUCCAGAUCAGUUGGCUCACGAGAAGGAACUUGAUAGACAGGCACAAGAAGUUUCCACGGCACCGCAGGUUGUUGGCUUUGACCGGUUGUUAUCACAAGGUGUUAGCCCACAAGACGUGAAUGACCUUCGCAGGCAGUUUCAGCUGGUAUACUUGCCCGGCUUUCUUGAGAAUCUCCCAACAUCGGCAGUCAGCGAUGUCGAAGAGGAUGAAAACAGACAAGAAUUCAUUCGUCAGCUCGAGGAGCGAUGGUUGGAGUCUACCAUCAAUGGAACUACCCCUCCACAACCUACACUUGCACCAUCCACAUCCAACUACAACGGCGAACUGACUGGUGUGGAUGUGGCACCUUCGGCAGCAGCCAUGCGUGCAGCAGCUGAGCUCGAGGGCACUCAUCACAAUGAGGACUUGCUUCUAGGGCUUGUGCUUGGAGCAUUUUUGGGCGUGGUGGCGUUCAUAUUCUUGAUGAUGGACGACACCAUGUUCAACAAGAACCAGAAACUAGCGUUGGUUGUUGGAAUCUGCACCAACGUAAUGUUCGCAAUCUUCCGAGGCAGUGCCAACGUUAAUUAG